Messenger RNA from Cryptococcus wingfieldii CBS 7118, 1074 nucleotides. RefSeq names its product chaperone regulator. The record is from RefSeq and is a predicted model, not a curated record. The coding region runs from base 1 to 1074 and encodes 357 amino acids. Gene Ontology annotation, molecular function: protein-folding chaperone binding. Gene Ontology annotation, biological process: translational initiation. Gene Ontology annotation, cellular component: cytosol. The transcript has 7 exons. NCBI's taxonomy places the organism in Eukaryota, Fungi, Basidiomycota, Tremellomycetes, Tremellales, Cryptococcaceae.
AUGGUCAACAACACUGAAUAUUACAAGAUCUUGGGCGUCGGCAAGGACGCCAACGAGACUGAACUCAAGAAGGCCUACCGCAAAGAGUCCUUGAAAUGGCACCCGGACAAGAACCCAGGCGACAAGCGCGCCGCGGCCGAGGAGAAGUUCAAGAAGAUUGGAGAAGCCUAUGAGGUCCUCUCUGACACUAACAAGAGAGAGAUCUACGACCAGCUUGGUGAAGAGGGGUUGAAGAAUGGAGGCGGCGGCGGAGGUGGUGGGUUCGGAGGGUUCCCGGGAGGCGGAGGUGGACACUACAGUGCUGCCGACCCCAACGACAUCUUCAACACCUUCUUCUCCAGCAUGGGCGGCGGUGGAGGCGGACACGACGACAUCUUCUCCUCCUUUGGCGGUGGCUCUUCGUUCGGGGGUGGUGGUAUGGGGGGUGGCCGUGGUCCCCGGGCACGAACGCGGGCAAGCGGUAUGGGCGGCGGUAUGCCUGGCGGUUUCGGUGGUGGCUCUGCCGACCCUCCUCCUCCUGUGGGCGAAAUCAUCAAACCUCUCGCUCUUACGCUCGAGGAGCUGUACAAGGGCGGCACCAAGAGGCUCAAGAUUACAAGACACUUGCAAAGCGGAGGGCAGGCGGAGAAGAUUUUGGAGGUGGCGUACAAGGCGGGCUGGAAGAAGGGCACAAAGAUCAAGUUUGCGGGUGCUGGUAACGAGGACGAAUACGGACAAGCUCAAACGGUUGCGUUUGUGGUGGAAGAACGACCUCAUAACCGAUUCGAACGUGUCGACGACGACCUCGUCACCAAACUCAACAUCUCGCUGUCUCAAGCCCUUCUCGGCCCCGACGGUGGAGGCGCCAUCACCAAGGAAGUGGAGCAGCUGGAUGGUAGGAGAAUCCAGGUUACUUUGCCUGAAGGACAAAUCGUCCAACCGGGACAAGAGACGCGAAUUCAAGGAGAAGGCAUGCCCGUCUCCAAAGCCAGCUCGGCCAAGAGGGCUGGAGAUCUUGUGGUCAAGUGGAACGUCGUCUUCCCCACCAGAAUCUCUCCAGAGCAGAGGAAGGAGUUGCGCAAGGUGCUGGGUUAA